Molecule: messenger RNA, 963 nt
Organism: Pyrenophora tritici-repentis Pt-1C-BFP
Lineage: Eukaryota; Fungi; Ascomycota; Dothideomycetes; Pleosporales; Pleosporaceae
Product: PgpB, Membrane-associated phospholipid phosphatase
Biological process (GO): protein N-linked glycosylation; lipid biosynthetic process
Cellular component (GO): endoplasmic reticulum membrane; intracellular membrane-bounded organelle
Molecular function (GO): dolichyldiphosphatase activity
Source: RefSeq, a predicted model, not a curated record
ACGUUUCUGCGGAGGGCGAGUAAACAUACAUUCCCUCCACGUCAAUAUGGACGGCCCGCCGCUUGCGUCGCUCUCACUGACGCAUGUGCAUUAUAAUCCCGCCGACCGCAUUUCAUACCUGUGCGCAUGGCUCGCUCUGGUUCCGCAGGGACUAUGCGUCGUGUAUGCGACACUGAUCUGGUCGACCCGUGAAAUUGAGAUAUUCUUAAUGUUUGCGGGCCAAAUGGCAUGCGAAGCCCUCAAUUGGGUAUUAAAGAGAUACAUCAAGGAAGAGCGGCCGCGGGAAAUGCAUGGCAAGGGUUACGGAAUGCCUUCCUCGCAUGCCCAAUUCGUCUCCUUCUUCUCCGUCACUCUAGCCCUCUUCCUUCUCUUCCGCCACGUCCCUCACCCUACCGAUACCCACACCCCCUUCUCGCUUGGUGGUCGUUUUCUCCUCUCGGUCCUCGCCUUAGUUUGCGCAGCCGCCGUAGCCGUCAGCCGGAUAUACUUGAGUUACCACACACCCAAGCAAGUCAUGGUCGGGUGUGCUGCCGGUGCAGUCUUUGCCUUGGUCUGGUUCGCAUUUACCACGUAUCUGCGCAGGGCUGGCUGGAUUGAAUGGGCGCUCGAGACGUGGCUUCUCAGGUUGUUGCGCGUCAGAGAUCUUGUCAUACAAGAAGAUCUGGUCGAUUCCGGUUGGGCACGUUGGGAAGACAGGCGGAAACGGCAGACUUUUCAAGUCCAAGGCAAAAAGCGCAGCUGAGGUUUGCAUUGCAUACGCAUGCCUCGUAAAUGUCACCAUCAUCACAAGGCGCUGCUUCUCUCAACAUGUCAUCAUUUAGACCAGAAACCGCGAUAGCGGUAAAGUUUGGGACCUAACCAGCCCCUAACCUUCUCGAUAAACUUAGCUCCCGUGCGCCCAUUUAAAACAAACUGCGGUUUCUUGCGCACUCCACUGGAUUCAAUCGGAAAUCUCACCUAUCA